ACAUUUUAGUUUUGAAAUUUUCAGUAUUGAUACUGUUUUUGAGAUUUUGUUGUAGAGGACAUUCAGUUUACAAUGAAUAAUGUAAAUAUUAUAUUCUUUGUUCAUAUAUCUAAGUUUGUCUUCCAGGAUUCUCUUUCACUAAAGAUUCAUUUUUUUCAUUAAUUAUUUAGUUUCUAUGAAAUCUGAAUCAAUUACAAGGAAUCACAGAAGCGAUUACUCACGAGGUAAGAAAGCAACUUGAAAAAUUUAAACGGAACUCAAUGAUACUUCGACCAACCCAACUAGCAUGGUUAUAAUUUACAAAUGAUUCUCGCAGGUAAAUUUCAUGGUGAUCCCAUUCCUACAUCUUCUGAUUUUAUUCUUACUUCAAAUCUUCACAAAUCACUUCCUUCAUAGAAUCCGAAAUCUCCCUCCCAGCCCAUUUCUUUCUCUACCCAUUAUAGGCCAACUAUACCUCCUUAAAACACCCCUCCACCGGACCUUAUCGGAGAUCUCCCGCCGUCAUGGCCCAAUCGUCUUCUUCCAAUUCGGUUUCCGUUCAGUCCUGGUCGUUUCAUCUCCGUCGGCCGCCGAGGACUGCCUAUCCAAAAACGACGUCAUCUUCGCCAACCGACCUCGUCUCGUUAGCGGCAAAUACCUCGGGUACAAUUACACAAGCCUCCUGUGGGCACCGUACGGCGAGCAUUGGCGAAACCUCCGUCGAAUCUCGUCGUUAGAAAUCCUUUCCAGCCACCGCCUCCAAACGCUUUCAAGUAUUCGCGUGGAUGAAGUCCGUACGCUGAUCCGGAGACUGUACAACGCUGAAAACGACGUCGUAGACAUGAGAACAGAAUUUUUCGAAGUGAUGUUCAAUAUCACGAUGAGAAUGAUCGCCGGAAAACGAUAUUACGGGGAAGAUGUGGCAGCGUACUCGGAGGAGGCGGGGAGAUUUCGAGAGAUACAAGAGGAGACGUUUCGAUUAAGCGGCAAGACUAAUUUGGGGGACUUUUUAAGGGUUGUGAAAUGGGUUGGAUUAUCUAAAGGGAUUGAAAAUAGAUUGAGGGAGUUACAGAUUAAGAGAGAUGAUUGGAUGCAGAGUUUGAUUGAAGAACAUCGGAAGAAAAUGAAUAAUGCUUAUAGUUCUUCUUCUUCUAUUCAAACUGAUGCUAAAAAGACUAUGAUUGAGGUUCUCCUCUCAUUGCAACAAAAGGAACCUCAGUAUUAUAAGGACGAGUAUAUCAGAGGCCUCAUGCUCGUGUUGCUAUUAGCUGGAACGGAAGGUUCCAUCAAUACAAUGGAGUGGCUUCUAUCACUAUUACUCAACCACCCACACUCUCUUCAACGAGCCCAAAUGGAAAUCGACGACGUAGUUGGAAGAACUAAUCGGCUCCUGGAGGAAUCAGAUCUAACCCACCUUCCUUACCUCCGUAGCCUGAUCCACGAAACUCUUCGAAUGUACCCGCCAGGCCCAUUACUGAUUCCACACGAAUCGUCAGAGGAUUGCCACGUUGGAGGGUUCCAUGUCCCAGCUGGCACAAUGUUAUUCGUCAACGUAUGGGCCAUUCAAAACGACCCCACCGUAUGGGUGGAGCCGAGGAAAUUUAACCCAGAUAGAUUCGGAGGGGAUGGAGAGGGGUUCAAAUGGAUGCCAUUUGGGGCUGGGCGGAGGAGGUGUCCCGGCGAGGGCUUGGGGCUUCGCGUCAUUGGAUUGGUUGUAGGGUCGCUGAUUCAAUGCUUUGAAUGGGAGUCAAUGGACGGAGAAUGUAUUGAUAUGAGCGAAGGUGGUGGAUUGACCUUGCCGAAAGCUCUCCCCCUUCGCACCCUUUGCCGGCCACGUUCAAAUGCCACACAUUUGCUUUCCCAAAUCUAAUUCAAAAUGCAUGGUCUUGUUUAUGUUGUUCAACAACAAUUAAUUCUGUACAUAAAUUUUACAUAUUUUAGUAGUAGUUGAAAACACCUACGUUAUUUCCAAUUUGUUGACGUCCUAUUUUUCUUUUU
This is a messenger RNA of Cucumis sativus (cucumber), 1977 nucleotides long. Its product is annotated as cytochrome P450 81Q32. Gene Ontology annotation, molecular function: heme binding; iron ion binding; monooxygenase activity. The record is from RefSeq and is a predicted model, not a curated record. The transcript has 3 exons. Bases 326 to 1849 code for a protein of 507 amino acids. Lineage: Eukaryota; Viridiplantae; Streptophyta; Magnoliopsida; Cucurbitales; Cucurbitaceae.